Penicillium brevicompactum is the source of this 969-nucleotide messenger RNA. Its product is annotated as fungal specific transcription factor domain-containing protein. Lineage: Eukaryota; Fungi; Ascomycota; Eurotiomycetes; Eurotiales; Aspergillaceae. Bases 1 to 969 code for a protein of 322 amino acids. The record is from RefSeq and is a predicted model, not a curated record. The transcript has a single exon.
AUGAUGACCAACAAACCUGCCAAUGUAAAUGAUGAGGAUGUCGUGGAUGGCAUGGCCGCAAUCGGGCGACCAGCUGACCAGCCCACUUCGAUGUCCUAUUGUCUACAGCGAAUCCGUCUGGGCGAGUUUUGUCGCGAGAUCACAGACAGUGCCCCUUUUGGAAUCUCUGAUCCUGGAACACCGGCCUACGAGAUAACAAAGCAAAUCGAUCGCAAGAUCUGUGAAUUCGCCAACAGUCUACCCUCGUUCUUCUCGUUAUCCCACGACUCGCAACACUUACCCAAGUGUGAUGAUUGGGUAUCAACAGGAAUUAUCACACAACGAUACAUCCUCAACUUUCUACUAAAUACGCAGAGAUGCAGACUCCAUCUGCCCUAUCUGUCGCAUGCUUCCAAAGACUCGGCGUACGAAUAUUCACAGAAAGCGUGCUUGGAGGCAGCUCGGAUGGUCAUCAGAACCGAGCAACAACUCUCCCAAGAGAUGAUACCCUUCGUCAUAGCGCGCCUGAAGUUUUCCGGUAUGCUACAUUGUGUAUGUGUCGCCAUCAUUGUCCUUCUCAUAGAAUACUGUGGACGUAACAGCCACCAGCAAGAGAAAGAAGGAAGUCGAGCGGAGAUCUUCGAAGCAUUCAAAAUUCUAGAAGACGCCAAGCAGCAAUCCCCCUUUGCAGGCCGGCUUCUUGAGUCUUUCAAAACCGUCCUUCGGAAACAUAGUGCGUCGGCUUCAACCGCUGGCGAACAAUUGGCGCAGUCCGGUCAUGUCAACACCGAGUCAUCGGUACCGCAGCGCACCCUCAAUCCUACGUGUACCGCACUGACUACUUCGUACGCCGGUGGGAACUUUAUGGAUCCAACUCUGCCUGCUUUGGAUGACCUCUGGCAGGUUUUUGACGAGAACGUGGACUCACCUUCGGUGGACUGGGCCAGCUUCUUUGCCGAAUUGGACUCACCUCUUCUGUCAAUGAAUUAG